GUGACCAACCCCAUUCCCGCAUAUUGUUUUUGUAUCCCGUCUCUCUAUAUAUUUUGCCUUUCAUGAAGCAAAUUUGAGGUGUAGAAGAGACAAUGGAGGUUCAGUCUGUUAUCUUUGAGCACGCGUUGGGGGAGGCUUUGGUGGUUCACACCCUUCUUACCACUGUCAAAUCCCUGUUCACGUUUCUCUUCAUGAAUGGAUCUCUUCUUACAGCUGUGGAUAACUUAGUGUCACCAAUUGAUGGAAGGUUUCCCUUUGACCAACUAUGCAAGAGAAAACAUACCUGUGAAGAAAAUAAGGAUGGUAGCGAUACUGAUGAUGAUGACGAGGAAGACGAGGAUGACAUUAAUGAUGGAGAAGAUGAUGACAACGACGAGGAUUUCUCUGCUGAUGAAGGCGGGGAGGAAGAUGAUUCUGAUGAUGAUCCCGAGGCCAAUUUUGGAGGUGAAAAAGAUGACAAGGACGAUGAUGACGACGACGAUGACGAAGACGAAAAUGAUGAAGAAGAUGAAGAUGAUGAUGAUGAGAAAGAAGAAGAGGAGGAGGAGUCUCCUCAACCACCUAGUAAGAAGAGGAAAUGAGAAUAUUGUAGCAGACAAAUUCUCAUCUGUCGUUGCUAGUCUUGCGUAGAUUUUAGUCAAAUUUAGGUAUUAGGACAAAGAUUUACCAUCUUGGACCUGUCACUCCGUGUUUUUGUCGUUUAAUAUUAUAAUUUAUGGAUUAUCAUUAGUGAAUUGUCAUGUUACACUAUCAUUAACAGUGGAUGUCAUUGCAGUCUAUGACAGAAUGAUGAUAAGGAAGGUUGUCAUAGCUUGCCAUGGCAUAGCACUUUGUCUAAAUUGCUCAUGGCACAAGCAUGUUCAUGUUAGUCCGUGAGUCAAAUGCAUUCUGUUCUAUACAAAUCGCGUGAUUUAAGAGGAAUUUUAGAUUAUUUUGAGA
Messenger RNA from Vigna radiata var. radiata (mung bean), 939 nucleotides. RefSeq names its product phosphopantothenoylcysteine decarboxylase subunit VHS3. NCBI's taxonomy places the organism in Eukaryota, Viridiplantae, Streptophyta, Magnoliopsida, Fabales, Fabaceae. Bases 93 to 581 code for a protein of 162 amino acids. The record is from RefSeq and is a predicted model, not a curated record. The transcript has 3 exons.